Rattus norvegicus (Norway rat) is the source of this 5355-nucleotide messenger RNA. It is a transcript of the gene Lrat, whose product is annotated as lecithin retinol acyltransferase. Gene Ontology annotation, cellular component: perinuclear region of cytoplasm; rough endoplasmic reticulum; multivesicular body. Lineage: Eukaryota; Metazoa; Chordata; Mammalia; Rodentia; Muridae. Gene Ontology annotation, molecular function: acyltransferase activity, transferring groups other than amino-acyl groups; phosphatidylcholine-retinol O-acyltransferase activity; O-palmitoyltransferase activity. The record is from RefSeq and is marked provisional. Gene Ontology annotation, biological process: lipid storage; retinol metabolic process; retinoid metabolic process.
GAAGCACCGCCCACCCCAGGCGCGCUACCUCUCCAGCUCCUCUAGCGGGGGUGCCUCUGUUCCCGCGGCUGACCAACACUACAUCCUCUCUUUGAUCUCCUGCACCGGGUGGUCCUUGGCUUCUCCUCUAGUCUUUUGCUCUCCUGGCCCCGUACUGUCCCGGCAGUGCCGUCGGCAGGUGAGCAGCGCUGCAGCGCGGCGAUCCGGAAAGCUCACCUUGCACAGACCAGUUGCGGCCAGCGAGAAACUCUGGUCUUUAAAGGAUGAAGAACUCAAUGCUGGAGGCUGCGUCCCUCCUUCUGGAGAAGCUGCUCCUUAUUUCCAACUUCAAGAUCUUUAGCGUGUGCGCCCCGGGAGGAGGCACAGGGAAGAAACAUCCCUAUGAAAUCAACUCUUUUCUCCGGGGUGACGUGUUGGAAGUGUCACGGACCCAUUUUACCCACUAUGGGAUCUACCUGGGGGACAACCGUGUCGCCCAUCUAAUGCCUGACAUCCUGUUGGCCCUGACCAGUGACAAGGAACGCACUCAGAAGGUGGUCUCCAACAAGCGUCUCCUCCCAGGAGUCAUUUGCAAGGUGGCCAGCAUCCGUGUGGACACAGUAGAGGACUUUGCCUAUGGAGCGGACAUCCUCGUCAAUCACCUAGACGAGACUCUCAAGAAGAAGUCCUUGCUCAAUGAGGAGGUGGCACGCAGAGCAGAGCAGCAGUUGGGGCUGACCCCCUACAGCCUACUGUGGAACAACUGCGAACACUUUGUGACCUACUGCAGAUACGGCUCUCCUAUCAGUCCGCAGGCUGAGAAGUUUCACGAGACUGUGAAGAUACUCAUUCGUGAUCAGAGAAGUUGUCUUGCUUCAGCUGUCUUGGGAUUAGUGUCUAUUAUCUACACAGGCCUGGCAUCAUAUAUGACCCUUCCUGCAGUCUGCAUCCCGUUCUGCUUGUGGAUGAUGUCUGGCUAGCUUCCAACCCCCAUGGGAAUGUGUGAAAAUAUGUUUAUAUUUACAGAGCACAAAACAUUAUAAGCAUUGUCGAUAAAAUGUGGCCCACAACACGUUCUAGAUAAAAAGUGAUCGAGAAUCAUGCAAAGUGCUUACCAUGUAAGCCGAACAGAGCCUUUCUGCAUCUUCUCAGGCUGCAGAACACCAGGAGCCCUGGAAGCUUGUCAGUCUGUCAGAGGUCAGCGGCCCCAGAGGAAUGGCACCUGAGGUGAAAGCCACAGGAGAUAAUUCAGGUUAUUCUUUCCUCCUGUAAUCAUUCUGUUGUUAGGCUUAUCAGCUGAGAUCACUAACUUUAUUGUAAUGUAUUCUUAUGUAAUGACCGAUAUUAAAGUGAACAAUUUCCCUCAUUUAGAUGAAUAUAUGUUUGAAAAUUAGCUGAAAGGAAACUAAAGCUCACAUUCCCUUUUGCCUUUCUUUGUAUAAUAAUAUAAUCUUAAGUAUGUCAAGAAUACUAUUUUCAUUAUUUCAUUAUUUCAAGAUCAGUGUUGAAAGAGCUUACUGAAGUGACUGGUCAGAAAGCAUAGGAGUGUAGGAACAGCCACAGUAGCUAUUUAUAUUUACCUUUGAAUAGCCUGAGAUUUUGUUUUCUUCUUUUCUUUCCAUAUGACUGUAUGGCUACUUUCAAAAAGGUGAACAGAAUUAUUAAAAUAAUUCUGGUAUUAGAUAUACACAUGUGCCAAAUGAAUACACCAAUACCUGCACUCACAUAUUGAUAGGUAAACUGUACUUCUGGUUGCUUUAUUAUACUAGUGUCAUUUAUUAAUGAGGAUCUACAAAAAUGAAUAUAAAACCAAAUCCAGUGUCUUUUCCUGUCCCUUGAAUCUCUCUCUCUCUCUCUCUCUCUCUCUCUCUCUCUCUCUCUCUCUCUCUGUCACUGGAUAGUUUUAAAGCUAAAUUUACUAAUAUCCUUUUUUAAAAUACAAGUUACAUGUUUUACAGUUAAUUUUCCACUUUAAGUAUAAUUUAUGACCAUAAGAGAGGUAUGUCACAGCAGUAUAUAAAGCUUAAAUGAAUAGAGCCAAAAAAUAAUUAUUCUGAGAAAGUCACUAAUGCCAAGCAUUGCAGGUGUGUUCACUCACUCUACUAGAUCAGAGGGGAGACCUAUCUUGUUAAAAAGCACACCUUCAAGACUGUCACUAAAAUGACACAGGUUGGAGUUACAUUUCAGGUACUGAACUGUUAUCAAAGGUGGUACAUGGAAUAUCUGUUGUCCUUAGAAGGUUGGAGCAGCAGGUAGAGAGCUCCAAGCCUGUGUGGGCUGGAAGACAAUACUGUCUGUUGUCUGGUAACUGUUAAAAGGUACAAAACAGGCACUGAAGAGAUGACUCAGCACUUAGAGCUAUUGCUACUCUUGAAGAGGACCAGGAUUUAGUUGCCAGCAGCUCCUGGUAGAUCACAGCCUUCUGUAACUCCAAUUUAAAAAGAUUCAACACCCUCUUCUGGCCUUCAUGUGCAUAACAUACAUGGUAGACAAACAUGCAUGCAGGCAAAACACACACACACACACACACACACACACACACACACACACACACACACACACACAAAAUAAAACUUAAAAAAAAUUGAAUCACAGAAUAGCCAAGCAUGUAAUCCCAACCCUUGGAAUGUAGAGGAAGGAAGAUUGGGAGUUCAAGGCAAGGCUGCUUACACAGGGGGUUUAAGAUUUGUUUGCACUGCCCAAAGGGCUUCAAGACCAGCUUGCACUGCAUAGGUAGUUCAAGACUAGUUUUGGCUACAUGAGACCCAGUCUCAAAACAACAGAAGAACCACAGAACAGUGACUCUUCUGUCAGAAAAGAGGAUUUUUUUUUUAGUCAGUGAUCGGGCUAGAACAAACGAAAGUACAGAUUUUAGUUUAGCUGAGGUCUUAUGACCUAGUAUUUUCCUACAACAAAUUUAGUUGGAGUAUAAUGAUAAUUAAUUAAAAUUUGUUUAAUAUUCAAAUUAAAUGUUUAACUGCUUAAGUGUUUUAUAUCAGUAAAACACUGAAUGGAAAAAAUCAAAUAAUACAGGUGUUCUUUGGGCCUGAUUCAACCACUUAAAUUACCUGAAGUAUCUGUGAAUGUGGACAGCCACUGUGUUACUGCCUUUUUCUUUUCACCAUGGGAGUUGUUUAUGUGACUUCAUUAUAACCCACCUCCCACAGACAUCAGUAUUGUAGGUAGUAGAAAAUAGUUUGAAAUUAAAUCUGUGUUCACAGAUAGUGGUUCCUCCUUAUAUACUAUGAGAAUUCUUGGGGUUAGAGUUAACAUAAAUAAUCUUGACUCUCUUCAUAUUAUUAGACCAAGACUCAUUCAUCAUUCAAUGGAUGCUCACUCCAUGCUAAGCAUUGAAGUGCUGCAACUUCAUGCUCUGGUAUUAGUUUUCCUUUUUUUUUUUUUUUUGAGACAGGGUGUCACUCAGUAAAGUAAAUUUACUUAGAAUGAAUUCACUCACAGAGAGUUGUGUGCCUCUGUUUUCCAAGUGCUGGAACUAAAGGUGUGCUCACCACUCCUGGCCUAAAAUUACUUUCUAGCUAGCUAUAACAGCAUGUAUAUAGUGUGGUGGAAAAUACAGAGAAAAGAACAAGUAAUUUCUGCCUCAGGAGUCAGGCAUUUUACGUGACGGAGGCAAUAACAACCAGGAAGCUGACAAACUGUGAGGUAACUUUGUUACAUUGACAUCAUUCUACUGUCCUUGGGAAGCAAGGAAAAGAAGAAAGGUUCUAUUUGUUAAAUGUUACACAACACCAGAAUUGCUGAACUUGUAGAUACGAAAGUCUCUUUUGUUCUUUCCAUUUGAUUCGUUGGUUAACAAGGUAGAAAUAAACAUGUUGGUUAUGGGGAAAAAAAAACUUAGGCCAAUCAUUGCUUUCCUAACCCAUGGUGGCAGGUAAUGAAUUUCUCUAGACUUUAUCAGUCAAAGCUCAUAUUUAUGAUCCAAGUUCACGAUAUUAUAUUAUUUCUAUUCUGUCUUGACAGUGAUAGCUAAGUCAUGGUGUAUUAUAUCUUUUGAUUUGUUCUUUGCAUAGAUGAAGGACAGAGGGCCUCCUGGGUUUAAGAUGACUUAAUGCCAGAGUCAGGGAGUAGGUUGUAUAGGGAAUGGAUGAUAUAUGAGAUGUGGACUGAGAUACAGGGCCUAACAGACAUAGUUGCACUGGAGUUUCAGUGAUUGACAGCUGAAUAGAGCUAACUGAAGGCACACAGAAAGAAGAGACCAAUUUUAGCUGCAGAACCCAAAAUCAGGCAGGGGAUACUGAGACUUAAAUGAUCAGACAGGUUUUGGAUGGGACAUUCCACACAUGGGAACGGCAUGGGGAAUACAUGCAAAUUGCCUAGAACACACACCAUGAAUAGCUGUGAGGUCUUCGAUGUCAGACAAAUGCAAGUGGUUUAGGGGCUGCAGAGGAAGAGUGGUGACUAGACAUGCAGAAACACAAAGCAGUGCUGAGGUGGCCUAAGUCUUCUGUAGAUCAAGAUGUUUGGACUUUAUGGAUAGGCAGUGGAGAACGAGCAUAGAAAGGUAACUUCCAAGAAUAAAGCAGAAGGAUGGAUGGGGUUGAGGUGGGAUAGAGAGACUGGAGAGGUUUAGCUAAGGUCUUUGUUAGAUUUAAGGUCUAGAUCAGUCUUCUCAGUCUCCCUAGUGCAGUUCUUCAUGUCGUGGUGAGCUCCAACCAUAUAAUUAUCUUCAUUGCUACUUCACAACUGUAAUCUUGCUACUAUAAUCUUGCUACUAAUCAUAAUGCAAAUAUCUGAUAUGCAGGAUAUAUAAUAAGUGACCCCUGUGAAAGACUUGUUAGAUGCUCAAAAGGGUCCUGACCCACAGGUAGAGAAUCACCAGUGUAAAUGGUGAGAUGGCUCAGUGAUCACCCAAGUUCAAAUAAGGGUCUGCACUUGCAAGUGUAGAAAGCAGUGUCAAAGAAGUGCCAAGCAACUUGGACCACUUAGAUUUGAUUGGUGAACAACUGUGAUGGAUUGUUAGGGAAUAUCAUGCAUCCUUGCUUUUCCUAAGAAAGAGUUGAUUACUGUAACAUAAAUUAACUUGUCAAGUGUGUAUACACUCCUGAUAGUCAAUUUGCUAGGCAUGCUCCUUCCUAAGGACAUGUAAGGAAGUUUGGAUUGGUUGUUUUAAUUUUUGUCACAAUGUAUUUCUUACUUUUCUGUUUGCUAUUUCAUAUUGUUCAUGUCCAAGACUAAAAGCUGUUUUUCAGGAACACGGAGUUACUGUAAUGGCAAAGUCUUUUGUUAUGGAUGAGAAGCAUCUGAACAGAAUUUUUAUUUUAUAUAAUCUAUCUGGGGUUUCAAUAAACUUAGACUUUUUUUAGUUAAACUAAGUUUAUACACAUGUAUUUUGAAUAAAAGCAGUUCUACAUAUCA